Messenger RNA from Astyanax mexicanus (Mexican tetra), 2013 nucleotides. It is a transcript of the gene vsig10, whose product is annotated as V-set and immunoglobulin domain containing 10. Gene Ontology annotation, cellular component: cell-cell junction. The transcript has 9 exons. Gene Ontology annotation, biological process: cell-cell adhesion. The record is from RefSeq and is a predicted model, not a curated record. NCBI's taxonomy places the organism in Eukaryota, Metazoa, Chordata, Actinopteri, Characiformes, Acestrorhamphidae. Gene Ontology annotation, molecular function: cell adhesion molecule binding. The coding region runs from base 297 to 1838 and encodes 513 amino acids.
GCUUUAAGAACAGGUAAGGGUGUGUCUCUCUCUCCUGCAUAAUACAGAGAGAGAGAGAGAGAGAGAGAGAGAGAGAGAACAGGUGUAUGAAGGGUGGAGGAGUAAACAGACACACAGAAAGGGGAAAAUGGAGGAAAUGAUCAGUAAACAGGAUUCAGGUGUGUGAAAGAGGACUCAGGCCCGUCCUCGUGCUCGGCUGCUGCUGCUGGAUUCUGAUUGGAUAUGACGGAUUUACUGAUUUAAUACCUUUAAUAUAAUAAACACUCAUUUACCGAGAGACUUCCUGCACUGAAAAGAUGAAGAGUGGAGUAAUAUUAUUCCUCCUGUUCUUCUUCCUCUCCUCUCUCUCAGCCGGUGCUGGAGGAGAGCAGGAGGAGGUGGUUUUUAUUGGAGAGAAGGGGAAGAGCAUCCUGCUGCCGUGUUUAGGACUUCCAGACAAAGCCUCCCUGCUGAGGAUCCAGUGGAAUAAGAGCGGGGAGAUCUUGGUCAGUCAUGUGAAUACUCAGCCCCUCAGCUCAGGUCACUUAUCCGUACUGAAGAACGGCAGCCUGAGCUUCACCAACCUGAUGCUGAUAGACGAGGCCGUGUACCGGUGUGUCCCCGUGCCCAGAAACGACAGCCUGUCCCGGAAUAUUCUUCUGCAGGUCGCUGAUGGUCCAGCCAUUUUAACAGCAGAUAUAAAACCAGCAACCAGGCUUUCGAACGGAACACUUUAUGUCCAGAAAGGCUCAGAUAUUUCAUUUGAAUGCUCCAGCGAGUCGUACCCCUUGCAGAAUCUGACAUGGGUUUUGGACAAUGCCAUAAAGGCGUCUAUCACUGGAUCAUCUCUAAACUUUAAAAUAAGCAACCUUCAACCUGCUGACCAGGGGAUUUACACCUGCACAGCCCAAAACCUGCUCUCCAAUCGCACCGCAACAUGGACUCAGGAACUGCUGGUCUACUAUGUUCCGGACAGACACCCGAACUGCAGCUGGGAAGAGGCCAGCAGUCCGGACCUGGUCCACUUUAACUGCUCCUGGUUCGGGGGCUACCCUGUUCCCACCCUGCAGGUGUUCCUGGCUUCUGAAACAGACGCAGUAGAGCAUGACCUGGAGUCAGAGAUCACAGAGAACAUAGGGGUAACUCUGAACAGGACCAUGCUGCAUGAUGGGCAGAAGAUCACCUGUAAAGGGCAGCACACACUCAAACUGCCUGGGAGUGAAAAGUCCUGCUCCUUUAUACUCAAAGCUCCAUAUCCGGUGGGAGAGCCGCUGGUGGCGACUGUGGAGGGCAGUAACCUCACCCUUUCCUGCACAGAGGAUAAAUCCCUCCCUCCUGCUAAAACCGUGUGGCAGAAAGGAAAGAAUCAGGAGAAUAUCGUCCCCAGCUCUAAAUACAUCAUAAACAUCCAGGGCCCCGUUAUUACUCUCACCAUCGUCAACAUAACGAAGGAGGAUGAAGGUGUUUUUUACUGCUGGAGUGAGAAUGUUGUGGCUGCAAAAGAACUGCCGGUGUACGUUACUGUCAAGUCCUUUGCGGACAGGUCCGGGGUGGUGGUCGGUCUCUUCAUCUCCGUUGUGAUUGUCGUUGCUGGGGUCACGCUGGGGAUACUGGCGUACUCCCGCCGAGACAGGAUAUGUCUGAGUUUUGGAUUUAGUGCUUUCGAGGAGGACAGGACGGAUGUGUUGAGUCUGGUGGAGUCGGAUGAGGAGGAAGUUUUCCACGGCGCCGUUCCGAGACUCCCUCCCCUCUCUAACGGAUACGGGCCGACUCACACAACUACCAUGGUGGAGAUUCACCGGAUACAGUCCAGUGAUCAUGAGGACAAUGUAAACGACACGGAUCAAGCAGAGGAAUGAGAUGAAGCCUGAAUAAUAAGACAGAAAUGUAACGAUUGUACAGAACUUUUAUGAGUGUACAGAAGUUUUUUAAAACAGCCGCAGCUGUGGACUGUUUGUUGCAUGCAGGGAAAACAAAUGUUGUCUUGAUAUGUAUGUUGUGCUGUGUGUGUGGAUUAAAAUACUGUGAAUUGAA